This is a messenger RNA of Sclerotinia trifoliorum, 1853 nucleotides long. Lineage: Eukaryota; Fungi; Ascomycota; Leotiomycetes; Helotiales; Sclerotiniaceae. The record is from the annotation of a GenBank genome assembly.
AAGGUUUCCUCAGUAAGAACAACCUUAUGGAUUUCCUUGGCUGCUGCUAGCCGUUUCAUAGGGAGUUUGGUGUAGAAGUCUAUUUUACCUCACACCUUCGAAGAACCACCCUAAUUUGUUGGCAAAGAUUAACACUGCCUCUAAGUACAAUUAAAUCCCCAUAUUAUUGAUACCUACAAACUGAUGCUUUUUCCUUGUCUAUCUCCAUGGUUGCUUGAUUAGUCACGCUUGAACUGAUAUAUGUAUUACCAAAAAAUAUUAUUUCUUAAUUUACUGAUAACUUAUUUUCCUCAUGGAGUCGAUGGACAAUGUUGAGGAUAUUUCCAUAGGUAUGUGUCUCGAUAGCAAUGGUUUUGCACACAACACUAAAUAGUUUUAGCUUCAAGAAUACUUUUAAUAUGUUGGCCUCUAUACGCAAUAUCUGGAAUAUUAAUAAUGCUGAGAUUGAUCGCUAAGAUGAAGAUCCAUAUCCCAUUUGCUUUGGAGGAUCUUCUGGUUAUACUUGCUAUGGUGUGUGUCAAUUAUAUUCUUCUAGUCAUUCACUGACAUCUCAAAAAGAUUUUUGGAAUCUGUCAUAUAUCACUCAAUACUUGGGGAAUAGGCUUCGGAAUAGGAAGGCAUGUUAUGUUCCUCACUGAAUCCCAAACUGCGAUGGCUUUGAAAGCCGAAUUUAUCAGUCAACCUUUUGGUGAGUUUGUCAAAGAUAAACAAUUUGAUCUAUGACUAAGUUACCGCAGGUGUAAUAUCACCAACACUCGGCAGGAUAUCAUUCGCUGUUCACCUUACACGAUUGCUAGGACACAGUCAGAAUAUUAGACGAUUUCUCUAUUUUCUCAUUGCUCAAAACGCCUUGAUAAAUUUUCUGGCACUCAUACUCAUCUUCUUUCAAUGUUCCAACAUCUCGUACAAUUGGGAUCGUGUUGGACAUAAAGACCAAUGUUGGAAUGUCAAGACUGAAGCAGCCAUUGGCUAUUUUCAAGGAUCAUCGAGUUCCUUGACGGAUCUCGCUCUCACAAUCCUACCAGUUGCAAUGGUAUUAAAUCUACACAUCCAAUUACAUUUGAAAUUCCUCUUGACAUUCCUACUAGGAGUGAGUCUUUUGUAAGUUUUUGCCUAAAUAUCGAUAUCUUAAAGCUUGGCUGAUAUAUAUUAGCGCUUUCAUCGCUGCUGUCAUUAGAACCUAUUGCACAAUGGGCGAUAACAAAGAUCCUACCUGUGAGUUCAAAACCCCACAUCCUCACAAUAUUCCGCCUAAUCAUAUAACUAGAUAACACAGUAAACUUCAUCGUAUGGUGCGCAGUAGAAAACUGCACCGUAAUCAUAACAUCUUCAAUACCCUUCCUCCGACCUCUUUUCCGACCAGUCCCUAAACCAUACAUUGAAGUAAAACGUCAUCCGAAUCCAGUUAUUUUGCGUCACAAAUCAAUAGAAUAUAGAAAUUCCAUGGAGAUACUCGCAGUAUCUGAAACUAGACAGGUAGAAAUGGAGGAUAAGGAAGAUAAGAAGAGUAUUUUUCAGGUCGAAAUUCAUUCGCUUGUGUAGAUGGGAAUUGGAUUGUGGGAAUUAAGAAGGAGUUUUCUGGGGGGACAUAUGAUUAGAUGAUUUACGAUUGGAUUGGAGCUGCGCUGGCCGGGAGUUGAUGGAGUUUGGCGUAAGGUUGUUUUUGUCUAUCGGCGGAGUGGAGUUCUCGACAUACUGUACGCCAGGUAGUGUCCAUUGCUGUUUGAAAGUUUUGGAGGUACAUGGUCAGUUUUUCUUACUCCAGAUGAUUCCUUGAUAUCUAGACUCUUCCGCAACAUGGAGAGUACUAUUUCAUCAGUCCACCAGCGGUUUCUGGAGGUGGAAAUUCGCAA